Rhipicephalus microplus (southern cattle tick) is the source of this 4850-nucleotide messenger RNA. RefSeq names its product exportin-5-like protein Ranbp21 (gene Ranbp21). Gene Ontology annotation, biological process: protein export from nucleus; RNA export from nucleus. The record is from RefSeq and is a predicted model, not a curated record. Lineage: Eukaryota; Metazoa; Arthropoda; Arachnida; Ixodida; Ixodidae. Gene Ontology annotation, molecular function: small GTPase binding; nuclear export signal receptor activity; RNA binding. Gene Ontology annotation, cellular component: RNA nuclear export complex; nucleus; cytoplasm.
ACAACCGAGCGCAGCUCAACGAGUUUGACGUUUUUCACCGCCGCAAUGAUGUUUUGAGCUGGCAAAACGGUAUACUGGCUUGACUUUGACUGUUAGCAGGAUGUCGGACGUUGAAGAGGCCUGCAAAAGCGUUAUCGCUUGCGUGGAAGCCGCCGUUUCAGCCACGACAACACUGGAGCGGAGAGUGGAGGCCUACCACGCUUAUGAAGAUUUCAAGGAAACGUCUCCGCUCUGUGCAAAAUGUGGUUUUGUGCUUGCGGCCAAGGGUAACCCUGCUCUGGUCCGCCAUAUUGGACUACAGCUCGUGGAGCAUUGUAUCAAGUUUCGCUGGAAUAUGAUGGCGAUCGACGACAAACGUUUCAUCAAGGACAACGUCAUGAAGAUGAUGGCCGAGGGCACAGACCACCUCCUCGUGGAACAGGCCCACAUCAAGGACGCGCUUGCGAAGCUGCUUGUGGAGAUGAUCAAGCGGGAGUGGCCGCAGCAGUGGCCACAACUUAUGAAGGAGCUGAACGACCUGGCCAUUAUCGGGGAGACGCAGAAAGAGUUGGUGCUGCUGACGUUUCUUCGGCUUGCCGAGGACGUGGUGGACCUGCAGACAGUGGAGGGAGCACGCCGGCGAGACCUGUACCAGGCUCUUGUGAAGGAGCGGCGUGAGAUAUGCGGCUUCUUCGUGCGCACGCUCGAGACUCACUACAGCCGGUACCGAGACCUGAUAGAACUCGCGUCACUAAGGCGAGAAAAAAGCGAACUGUCCCUGCACCGACAGUUGACGGAGACCACGCUGCUCACGAUGGCGGGCUUCAUGGAGUGGACGCCCCUGAAGGAAGUGAUGGAGUCGGACGGGCUGCUGCCCCGCAUUUUCUGCUACCUCCUCUCGGACAGGAACCUGCGCGUACUUGCCGCCGAGUGUCUACUGCAAGUGCUCGGACAGAAGCCCAAGAAGGAUGAACUGAGGCUGUUGCUGGCGCUGUUCAACCAGGAGACACUGAACGCUGUCGCCUCUGCCUUAACGUCUGCGUCCAGUGAACCUUUGAGCGAGGCCGCUUUCCUCUUCAUGAAGAAACUGUGCUCGAUCGCAGCCAGCCUCGGACAGAACUGUGUCACGCACUGGAGCCUGGAACCUGAGCGACCUUCAGUGGAACUCUUUGCUGUCUACCUCGACUUCUUGCUAUCCCUGAUGCAGCAUCCUAGCCAGGCCAUCAAUGCCAUCACUCUGCCAGUGUGGGCGUCCCUGUUUCGACAUUCCGAUGUCUCCUGCCUGGAUAUUGUCCGCAACUUGCUGCCGAAGUUCUUCAAGGUUGCCACCGAGAAGUUAUCCAAGGUCGGCUACCCUUCCAGAAACGAUAGUCCGGCCUGUGCUUACGCUCGGCUUGGCUUUGACGAUGACGAGAACUUCGCACAAUUUCUAGGCAAAUUCAGGGUUGACCUGACGGAGGCCGUUCGUCUGGCCACCCUGCUGAACCCCAUCGCUGGCUUCCAGAUGGUGAGCCAGUGGCUACAGACGCUGCUUGUAGCCAAAAUCGAAGUUGGAAGCGAACCGGAGAACGGCCACUGUUCACUCAACUCGCCAUCCAGCAUACGUUGGGAUGCCCUCGUCAAUUUCAUGGACGGCGUAUUCAGCCGGUUCCUGUCUUCUCCGAACCCCAAGCCAAGCACGGAAGAGGGCAUCUUCUUACUGGAGUCGCUGCUGAAUUUUGAAACCGAGGACCCAGUGAUUCAGUCCUACGCCCUGUCCUGCAUAUCCAACCUGGGCAUCUUCCUUACGCUUGCCCCGGGAAGUCUGCCCAACGUGUUGAACAAGCUCUUCUCCUGCGCCAUCUUCACGUUGCCAAACCAGCCACCGACAGUCCAGAGCCGCGCCCUGAGGAACCUGAGGCGACACGCGUGCGCCGGGCUGGUCAAGCUGUGCCACCUCUACCCAAAGCUCGUCAUGUCCUGUUUCGACCAGAUCUACUCUUCGGUGAAGAGGAUACAGGAGCAAGACAAACUGAUCACGCAACUCGAAGCAUGCACUCUCAUCGAAGCUUUGCUCAUUUUGAGCAACGAAUUCAACAAUUACGAUCGUCAGUGCAAGUUCGUCGUCGAGGUCGUUUCUCCUGCCACAGGCAUGUUGGCAAGAAAUGAAGUGAAAGUGAUCGCAUCAUCACCCGAAGCAUUCCUGUCAUUCAUCGGUCUCACCGAAGCGCCAGUGGAGGCCACGGCAGAUGACAGCAGUGGAUACAACCGCUCCCAGCUUCUACACAGCGUCAACAUCUUCAUGGCUUUCAUCAAGCGAUGCAAGUGGCCUGACGACAUUGAGGUGGCCAAGAAAGGGGGCUUCUACUGCGAGGGCAGUCAGGCUUACCAUUCUGCAUACUGUCGGAACCCGGCAACGCCUUAUGCGGUGUCCCUGCUCCCCAUCAUUUCACAAUUGCUGAGGACUUACAACCACUUUUGGAGCCCGGAGAUGCGUGCCAGGGUACAUCCAGCGUUUGCAGCUGCCCUCGAUAUAUACGACAGUGAGAAGAAUAGCAUCCUUGGUGUUCGAGCCGACGGAGAGGCGUCGGACAACUUAGGAUCAAAGCAGCCCAUUGACCGUGCAAAGAGCUUCAUGUGCACCUUUCAGGACUAUUGCUUGCAGAUUCUUGGCAACGCGGGACAGUCGCUGGGCCCCGAAUACUACCAGACGCCAGGUCUGUCUGACAUGCUCGUCAACGGAGUGUUGAUGGGCCUUGAGCAGCUCCCAGACUUCAGGCUACGACCGAUCCUGCGCGUCUUUCUGAGGCCCUUCGUGCAGCGCUGUCCAGCCGAGCUGCAGGCCACGGUCGUGUUGCCACUGCUCAAGCCCGUGCUUCCCUUUAUGUUUCAGAAACUGAAUGCCAAGUGGGAGAAAUUCAGGCUCAAAUAUGCCAACUGUGUCGACUAUGAGACGGAAAUGACCGAGGAACAGGAACUGCUUGAUGACCAGUUGAACCGUCUUCUAUCACGAGAAUACCUUGACCUUUUAGCGGCCAUCCUGCUGAACAAGCGAGGCCAGCCGGACGCCAGCCUCGACAGCAUGAAUGAAGACCAGGAAGGGAAGCAGGUGGACUCGAGCGCGGCAACAAUCUCUGCAUUUGGAGCCACUGUUCUUAAGACUGAGGAACUUUGCUCACCCGUUGUGAUGGCGGUGUUCAACGCUCUGCACUGGUCCGACACCACUGCCUCCUUCAAGGCCUUGCAGCUGAGCAUGCCCUUGCUGAAACUCAUGUUCGAGCAGGGUUUCGUGCGCGACGAAGGCGGCGCAGCGUACCUGCUGCGGUGCGUGCUCCUGGGGCUGCAGGUGUUGGGCGAGCACGACAUCAACCAGACCCGGCUGGUGUCCCUCGGGCUGGCCCUGUACCAGGCGGCGCGGCCCCUCUUCCCGGGACUGUGCAACACCCUACUGCAGAUACCCGGAUGCACUCCGGAGGCCCUGGAGGCCUUUGAGACGCAGCUUCAUCCCCCGGCUGACGGGAAAGGCCUGCCGGAGAAGAAGAAGAAGGAGAUUUUCAAAAGGCUAAUCUCUCCCAUCAUUGGGAAAAACAUUGGCCAGCAGUUCAAGGCAGCCAUCCAGAUCAUGAACCUGCCUCCGAUGUUCCGGCCACAGAGGAUGGCCAUCGAAGAGGAUGCCGUGGCCUGCGUCGACCUGCCCAACCUCUUCGGGCAGGAGUAGGCUCGACAGCAGUGUCGUCCGCUCACGACAUUCCUCGCUGUAUGGACCACCGCAUUUUCCCUACUUACAGGGCAAAGCACACGGGGUCUCGCCGUGGCCUCCAAGACCCUUAGACUGUGCCACUGACUUUCGUGCGCGCGAGUUAGUAAUCUUGGAGGCCUUGGUUUGCCACAAGUUUCAUGGAGAGCUGAGCAAGAGAGGAAAAGCUGGCAUUUGAGUUGUUUAACAUGUCGUGGAAGUGAUGAGGAGUUCAGGCAUUGGAUUGGCAUUUGUUGGCUCGCGUGCUUUCUUGUAGCCACUUUGAGCUGUCUGGUUUUACAACAUUUGUUUUAGUUUGUUCAUUCGAAUUAUUUUGUUUUCUCGUAGCUAGCUCAUGUCACUGCAUUCACAUAAAUUUGUGCAUAAUUUUACGCAUCUCUCAAUUUUACAGCCCUUCUCAAAGCAGUCUUAUAGCAACGGUGGUAGUCCUGCCUGCUUAAGCAGUUCCACUGAACGAGUUAACAGCAACAGACGAUAAAACCUAUAAGCUUGCAAGUCUGAGACGGUUUUCAAACAUGAAAGAAAUGUGAGCGCAUUAACCUUCGAGCAGUGUUUCAGGGUAUAUUAUGCAGAGUUUGUGCUAUAGAACAUCUUAGUGAUUCGCGGCUGCGGUUUUCUUGUCGAGAAAUAAGGCCAGUUCAGUAGACAAAGUGCCAUAUCAUUCGCUGAGCCGUCAGCCAAGUUAUGACAGUGCUUGUCACUUUUCAUCAUUUUCAUGAUUGUGGCACAUGUGCUUAAGAAACCUGCAUGGAUGUCAAGAGCCACAUUCCUCCAGCUAAGGAGAGAAACUCUUUGGGGCUACACCCUGAAUGUCAUGUAUGAUGUGUGAUUGCUUUGAAGUGUCAUUCUAGCUGCAUUUCUGAGUGACAGUGUGUUUGAGUUUGGAGACGAGAUGGUUGUGAUAGCUUGUCGUGCACAACCGUUCGUUAUUUUAAAAACUUCUACUUCACCUAAUGUCAUCUGGCAGCUCAGUAGCUUCGACCAGUGCAGUUAUGUCGUAUAAUAUCUUCAGUAAAGGUUGCCUGCAGAAGAGAACUACAUAUAGUAUUAUACUAAAAAAAUUUUCAUUUGUUUUUGACUACACUGUAACGCAUUCGAUGUAACGAACCGAGGCGACACGUUGCUGAACAAGGAA